AUGGGUGCGUGUCGGGAAGCGCUGAAAGAGAGCGGUGAAUUGGAAGAGGCGGUGGAAUGGUUGAAGAAGCGUGGCGUGCGAUCCAUGGAGAAGCGUGCUGCAGAAUCGAUGGAAGCACUUCUCUCCCUGGGCCUUGACAAAAACGGGGUUAUCGUGGAGCUAAGGGCUGAGACGGAUUUCGUGACCCGGAACGAGCUCUUUCAGCAGACCCUGAGGCACCUCGCGAAGAUGCUUGCGGCGGAGCCUGAGACAGCGGACGCAGGUAUUGAGGCCGCACUGGCAAUGAGAGUGGCAGAUGGUCCGGAGAGGCCUUCGCAACUUCGCGAGGGAGCACCUCUUUCUGAAGCCUUGCUGGAGCUUGGAAGUGUACUGGGCGAAAAACUCGUCCUCGCGAAUGUGCACUUUUUGAAGGCCCCUGCGGAAGGAGUCGUUGCAGGAUACGUGCACCCAAAAUUUGCAGACAGCCUUUCGGGCACUGGUCGGAUGGCUGGUUUGGUGUCAGUGAGUGGUGGCAGGUGCGAUUCUGGUGCCUUGCACCGAAUCGCUUCGCGGUUGGCGCGCCAUGUCGUGGCUGCGCAGCCACGAUUCCUACACGUCGGCAGUGUGCCGGCCGGGGGCUCAAGCAUUCGCCUGUUUUUGUCUUGCUUGGCGGCAUCUGUGUCUUGUUGUUGGAGUGAACUGUGUCUGGGUAGUUGUCCCGGUGCCAUUGCAAAUCUACAGUUUACAACCACAGGCUAA
Symbiodinium sp. CCMP2456 is the source of this 738-nucleotide messenger RNA. Lineage: Eukaryota; Dinophyceae; Suessiales; Symbiodiniaceae. The record is from the annotation of a GenBank genome assembly.